Candoia aspera is the source of this 980-nucleotide messenger RNA. RefSeq names its product matrix Gla protein-like. Gene Ontology annotation, molecular function: hydroxyapatite binding; structural constituent of bone; calcium ion binding. The transcript has 4 exons. Gene Ontology annotation, biological process: regulation of cellular response to insulin stimulus; osteoblast differentiation; bone development. Gene Ontology annotation, cellular component: extracellular region. The record is from RefSeq and is a predicted model, not a curated record. Bases 80 to 373 code for a protein of 97 amino acids. Lineage: Eukaryota; Metazoa; Chordata; Lepidosauria; Squamata; Candoiidae.
GGCAAAAGCUUCUAAGAAGUCACUGGAUCUUUUAGGAGAAGCUCAAGCAAUAGAGAAAAUCUGCUAGGGAUAGGAGAAUAUGAUGAAUCUCCUGAUGUUUCUGCUGUUUACCUUGCUGCUGACAGUCCCCUGCUGUUGUGAAGGAGAGAUGAACAAAGCUGUGGAUGAAGGGAUUAAAAUCAGUCAGGAAAAAGCGAAUACCUUUGUCAGAAGGCAGAAGAGAGCUUACCCAUAUUCUGAAAGGUACUAUGAAAUGUUCAAGUCCCCGAUGGAGAUGAAGCAAGAGCAGUGUGAACAUUAUGCACCCUGUGACUACUACUCUGAAAUAGUGGGAUUUCCUACAGCGUAUCGCCAUUACUUUGGAAACGUCUGAAUGUGAACAUUUCUCAUCAAACUGGGACAUCUGUAAGGACAAAGAGUGAAUGGUGUGGGCAGCUGAGGGAAAACAGGAACAGCAUAUUGUUUCUAUUUCACUAACAAGAGUUUAACAGCAAUAGUUAUGCAACAUACUCGUUUUUAAGACAAGAAAUAAGCACUUCCUGUUUUCUGAGGAGUAAGUAGUAGUAAUUUCUGCUAGUAAUAAAUUCCAAUUAAGGUAAUUGGAAGUUGAGGGCCACUUCUGGUGGCACCUUAAUGGUAAAAUUUGUAAUUGUAUAUAGAGGUGCUGUGCUAAAUGUUCUCAAGUUUCAAACUUUGAUGUGAAAAAAGGAAUUUCUGUGGGGAUGGAAGGUGUUGACAAGGGUUUUUUUCUUCUAUCAAUUCAUACUAGACAAAUACUUAUGUUUUUGUCCUGGUCACAGAAGCAUUUGUAAUAUAUAAAUAAAAAACAAAAAUUUUCAUGUUGUAUAGUGCAAGCAUUUCAAGGAAACAUAUUCUUCAACUGUAAUGGGAUUAAGCCUUAUAAUGAGGUGUCUGACUAGGAACUGAACCCACUCUUUCAGAAUAUAGAGAUGCAAAAUUAAAGGCUUGUUUUUUGUUUU